Molecule: messenger RNA, 6221 nt
Organism: Panicum virgatum (switchgrass)
Lineage: Eukaryota; Viridiplantae; Streptophyta; Magnoliopsida; Poales; Poaceae
Product: spidroin-1-like
Exons: 2
Coding region: 210-1241 (343 amino acids)
Source: RefSeq, a predicted model, not a curated record
GGCGGCGGCGGCCAAGUCUGCGGGCGCGACGGCCUGAGCCUGUGCGGCGGCGAGGGAGACGGCAGCUGCGGCGGUGCGGCCCGCGCCCUGGAGCAGAGGAGGGGUGCCCGCGCCGGAGGCCGACGCGCCCACGGGAAGGGCCCUGGUGCCGACGGCAGUAGGGGCUGCAGCGGCAGGAGCAGGGGCGGCGCGCAUGAAGGUGGGCGCGCAUGAAGGUGCCCACGGCGCGCGGCUGCAGGAGCGGCCGCUGGCACGGCAGCGGGCCGCCAGCACGGCAGCGGGCCGCCAGCAGCAUAGGAAGCGGCGGCGGCUCCCUGGAGCCACGGCCAUGCCGCGUCGGGAGCCGGGUGGGCGACGCCAGGAGGAGGGGCGGCGCCAGUCCCAGCGCCGUCAGGGGCGGCAGCGCCCUGGGCUGCGGCGGUCGCGGCUGCGCCAGGGGCAGUGGCGGCGGCGGCCAGGGACGCCCGGGCGGCGAAAUCGGCGGUGGUGGUGGCGCCAGCCAGGCCCGCGCCCGGAUCCGCGCCGAGGGCUGCAGCAAGGGCGGCGGCGGCGGGAGGAGUGGGUUGGGGAGGGUCUCGACGACGGCGAGGGCCGCGGCGGGAAGCCAGGGCGCCGCAGGCCAAGCAGCGGCGGGUGACCAGGGCGCCGCGACGGCUGGAUCUACAGCGGCGGCGCGCUGGGCAGCAGCGUGGGCACUCUGGGCGGCGGCCGCAGCUGCAGCAGUGUCGGCUUGCAGCGCCUGUUGCAGGGGAGGUUGCAGGGGAGCCUGCAGCGCCUGCACGGCGGCGCUCUGCUGCUGGGCGGCGGCGCUCCCCCCGUCCUCAGCACCCACCGCGCUUGCACCCGCGGCGGCGGCGGCAGCAGCUGCGGGAUCUGGCAGGGGCGGACCUGCGGCGGCGACUGCAGCCGCGUCCUGCCUGAAAACAGCAGUGAGGGCCACCGCGGGGGCAGCAGCGGCGGGUCCAGGUCCCGCGUUGCCCACGCCCGGCCCAGGGAGGGCGGAUCCCGCCGCGGCGGCGUCCGGCCCAGGGAGGGCGGUUGCGGAUCGGGACCUCGCAGGUCGGGCCCAGGCGGCGGCGGCGGGUUGCAGGGCGGCGUCGGGGCAAAUCCGAGGCCAAGUUGCGGCGGCAGCCCACGCAGAGGCAGCGCCCGGCGCAGGGGAGGAGGAGGAGGAGGAAAGAGGAGGGAAGGAGGAGGAGGGGGCGGCGCCGGCGGCCGGCGGCGGCUGCCCUGGGAGGUAGGAGAGGAGGAGAGGAGAAAAACCUAGGCAAAAGAUACCAUGUGGGAGAGAAUAAUAGAUGUAUUCCUCCAAACCCUAGAAGGGUGGGAUAUAUACAUGGGCCUCUAGAUGGGCCUCUAUACAUGGGCUCAAUAUACUCCAACAAUUCUUAUCUAUGAACUCCAUUCCAAUUUGAGGAGAAUAUUUGCUGUUCAUAUCUGCAUUGUUCCCCUCAGAUGCUGCCACUUGUUCUGAUCUAAUGAAGGCUUUAAUCUCUUCCUUAGUAAGUUCUUGGCUGCCAUUUUCUUCUUUUUCUGGUGCUCUUUCAUUUCCUCCAGUUACUCUUUCUGUGUCUCUGUAAUCUAUCAUGCAUGAUCUGUCGGCUUGAUUUUCUUCACUUGUUGUUGCUUCAUUUUCUGUAGAUGUUGUUCCUGUUGUAUUCUAUAAGAUAAAUAUGUGUUCAUGUUAUUCUUUUUUGUAUUAAUUCAAUAAUAUAAUACUUAUCUAUCUAUCCAUGUAAGUCUUUUGUUUAAUCUUAUUACUCACCACAGCAAUUUGCAUGUUGUUAAAUAUGUCGAUUCCCCAGUUCCAAUCAUCUGCACUUUGAGAUGUUUUUUCUUGAACACAUGGCCUGCCUGAAUCCUACAACAUCCCAAAAACAAGUAGUUAGUUCUGCUGAAUGCAAUUUAUUUGACAGUGUAAUAUUGUUAUAAUAUUGUUUUCAUAUGGGACCAUGAGAAUCUAUAAUAUCUUCAAUAUCGAAAUGAUCAGGUUUUUACAUGGUUAUAAUAUUGUUUUUAUAUUUUUUUGAUAGUGUAAUAAGUGUAUUGAGUAUAUGUAAACUUUGAUGGGCCAAAGGUAUAAUUGCUAUUUGAUGCAUUGUUUACUCACUAUCAAGUAAAUAAUGCUCAUCAAAGCAAAAUUGAUGAUAUGUGUACUUACAUUCUGUAUCUCUCUCUGUAGAUCAAAUUUAGUUACUUCAAAAUUGUAGUUGCCCCAGUCAUUUGAUCCUGCCAAUUGCUCGAUAGAAACAUCCUGUAUUUAUAAUCCAAAAGGUACAUACAGUCAGUACGCAUAUCAAUCUGAUCCUUUUGUGAAUUUUCAUUGAAAGUAUUGUGUUGUUUUACCUCUGGGUUGUAAUCUCCUAGAAUCAGUGAUGUGAGUGAGCCAGGUGCACCCUGCAUGUGAUAUGUUAUAUUAGAUUUACAUGAUUCAAGUUUGAAACUAUUGUGCUGUUUUACCUUUGGGUGGUAAUCUCCUAGAACCAGUGAUGUGAGUGAGUCAGGUGCACCCUGCACAUAUGUCAUCUGUUAUAUUAGAUUCACAUGAUUCAAGUUUCUGAAUUAAUUACAAUAGUACUUUGAUAAUCAUCUUACCUCAUAUGAAUUUCGAUCUGCUUGCUCUUGCGAAUUUCGUAUCUGUUCCAUCAUCAGAUCUGUGUAUCCACCUGGCAAAAUUACAUUUGACUUCUGCACUAUAUUUGCUUGUUCCAUUCUAAUGUUUGUUUCCAUUAUCCUUGCUGCAGCAUCGAAGAGUAGGUUUCCAUCCUCCAUUUGUGUGGUUUAUUUCAAUCAAUUAUUAGCAACUUGAUCUUGAAGUAAUGAUGUUGAUUUUGGAUAAAUAUGAAAGCUGUUCACAAUGUUUGCAACAAGAUCCAGUUCAGCCAAAAGGUAUUUAGAAUUCUUUACCUGGGGGGGUAGAUCUUUGGAGUUGUCUUGAUCGCAUGGCUUCCUUUUCUGCUUCAUCUUCUCCUUUUUUGAUGAUCUUCAUUUUUUUUCUUCACUGGAGUUUGAGUCGGCGGCAGCACCCUUUUGCAGCAACUGCCGCUGCCGCUGCCCCCCUCCUCUUUCUUCCCGUCCGAUUGAUCUCGUAACAGAUUUGUUUUACUUCUUUUGGUGAAGAAGCUUUUGUAUGUUUUAAUUGGGCCUUCUUUUUCCUGCUAGGAUUUUGUUGAUGGGCCUUUUGAGUUGGUCCAAUUAGUUAUCCGUCCUGUAUCUUAUUCUUUGUGGGCCUUAUUUGAGUGGUUGUCGUUUUGGGCCCAGCUUGAUUACUUUUGAUGUUUCCAUUUCAUUUUUCAUGUUUAUUUUGCCUCUACAAUCUAUCUGUCUGUUCAUUUUCUUCAGCUUUAGCUGUGAACUGCUUCUUUUUUUCUAUCCUUCAUUCAAAUUUUUUCUUGAUCUGUGCUACUUCAGUUCAUUUGCUAUCAUUCAUUCUUUGUUCUUUUGAUCAGAUUCAUUCCAUUCAAUUUUCCUAAAAAUUUGAACUAUUGCUUCAUUUGCUAAUCUUUUAAUCAUUACUGAUGAUGCUAGUUUUACAUAAUGCAUAUUGUAACUUUUCAGUAAUUUUCAUGUAAUUUUUUAUUGACAUGAAUUUACUCCUCUGAAUAUAUUUUUUUUUCAUUAUGUAAUAAGUUGUAACUGUUGCCUACCCCAACUUGCUUGGGGAAAAAGGCUAUGUUGUUGUUUGUUUGUUUGUUUGUUGUGUAAUAAGUUGUAACUGUUCAGUUGUUGAUACGUAAGUUUCUGUGCAUAUAUAUGUAAUAAGUUUAUGUGAUAUGGUAUUAGUUCAAUCUUUCUAUAUUAGUUUGAUCUUUUUGUUUUGUUAGCUAUUACAUGUAUUUAAUAUUGUUUUUUACAUUUUUUUCUCAUAUAAUAAGUUCAAUCUGUGUAUAUUUGUUCAAUCGAGUCGGCUAUCAUAUUUUGUUGUUUAAUUUGCAAUUUCUGGUUUAGUUCUUGUAAAUGUAUUGAAUUUAAGGUCAAUGUUAAACUAUAAAUUUGGCUUUUCAGCAUGUUUAUCAUUUAUAUUAUUUACAUAUUUUGUCAGCCAUUGGAUGUGAAUCUAAUGGUUUGUAAAAUCGAGUGUUGGUGUAGCUAGAAUCACUCGAUUCUCAUUAUCUGGUACAAUCGAGUGCUCUAUUUGUUUCUGACACUCGGGUGUUGUUCCCCCUUAGAAAACUCGAGUAUGAGGUAGACAGCUCCUUCUCAUUUGAUUCCGUGAAGCAGCUCACCAGGAUGUGGAAAUCCAAGAUCAAAGACCCAUCGACAUGUAGUACCUAAUUCCCAUCGACAUGUAGUACCUAAUUUCCACUGGUUAAUUCAGAGCACGCUUAAUGUACUCAUGGGCGGGUACAUGUUCCUCGAGCUCGGGUAUGACAGGCCUGUGAAGUAGUAGUGCAGGACAGUUCAUGUCAGCUCACUUUGUAGUAUCGUUCCUUUCAAGCAUGCUCUUUCUUUCCCUUAACCAGUUCGACAAAUUGGAACUGUAUGAAUUGUUGAUUGUUCGUUAGACAAAGCAAUUUUUUUGAAGGUAUUUAGAGAAAGCAAUGCUUAACCUGUUUAAUCGACUUAAUCUGCCACUUGUUUUGUAUUCUAGAAUUCCUUUUGUCAGUAUAAAAAUAGAUAUAUUUAUAGCUAAUGAUGGAGGAUUUCUUCACUAGUCAACACAUAAUAAUGGGCUAGUACAGAUAAUAAGGAUGAUUUUUAUAUUUAAGAAUUGAGGAUUUCAUCAGCUAGGACUAUCACUAUCUUAGAAUAAUGGGUAGAAACGAAGCACUUCCUAUAUGCUGAUUAUAGCUGAUUCCAUAGUACAUUCAAUCCUUUGCUGCCAUUUGUUAAAUUUCAGCAUAUACGGUUAUGAUGAUUGAUGAGUUCUCUAGAUUGGAGCUCACUUUCUGAACAAUCCACCAUAGCCUAUUUUUCAGAUAGUUCUGGUCACCACAUUUCUAAUUAAUUCACAGUAGUCAUCUUUUUUUUUUUUCAAAUCGCUGCAGCAACUGAUAUUUCUAAUUAAUCCAUGUAACCAAAUUUUCAGUUUGUUGUGGCAACUUCAUUUUUCAGUAAAGAUCAAGACUGCCAUUUUUGUUGGCUUCACACAAGAAGAUAAUGCUAUAUUGAGUACUACUGCAUCUGCACCUCCAUGUCUAAUUUUUUGCACCUAUUCUAUCAGGUUUUAUGUAGGUAUUCAGGUCGAUAUAUAUACGCAAACAAUUUUAUUCCUAGAGAUUCGGUUGCCAGAGUAUUUUUGUUUCAUUUGUUCUUCCCAUUUUCCUGUUUCAUUAUUAUAAUUACGGUUUCUUGCAGGCUCGAUAGCUAUGUAUAAUGGCAUGGUGCUACAUAUAGUCUUGACUUUCUUCCUUCUUAACUAUCUUGUUAGCUGACUAUUUACUGACAAUAAGGGAACGAGAAUUCUAUACUGGUUGUGUUCAGACCCUCCUAGUAAGAAUAAAAAUAGUUCAUGUAAUUUCUUUACUCCUUGCCUAUUUCACCUUCUGAAUGAUAUUGUUUUGAAGCUUCAGUCUUGUGGCACUAGACCUAGUAAGAAAUAAAAAAAGCAUGCAUACUUUUUUUUUUGUUACUCGCUCAUUUCACCUUCUCUUCAGUGUGAUCUGAAUAUUCUGUUUGUAGCACUUUUGAAUUUUGAUUCUAGACUAUCAUUUUGUGUGUGUUUUUGUUGUUUAUGGAUGCAGUGUUUUUUAUUUAGCGAUUCGGAUAGAGGGAAAGGCCAGAUCAGGCCAGAAGGUGCAUGGGGAGCACUACUUGUUGCCUGGAUUGUCUUUUGAAUCUGCAAUAGGAGCCAAGCCAAAGGCACAUUUCUGUGUGUUCAUUUGUGGCUAGAUAUGAUCAAUUUUAAAUAGGUUUCAUGUAUUCCUAGAAAUCAGUAUUGUUUUUGGUGUGAGGACCUGAACCUUUUGUAGAAUGCUUAUAACAGGUGUGUGACCAUUCUGACAAAUUGAUGGCACGCAAUAAUGUGUUGUUCUGAACUAUUGACAUUUGCAUGGAGCUCCAAGUUCACAUUAGAGCAGAUUUAUCAGAGCCUGGCAUUUGUAAGCAUUAUGGAAGACAUCCAUAAAAGCUCAGAUGACGUGAAGGCUGAAAUAUCUCCAGGGAAGUUAGAAAAUUAUUGUUAGCUUGAUGGUUCAUGUCCUUCCGAGACAUCCAUUUGUAUGCCUGUAAUUUGGUCCAUAACCCUUCUAAUGGCACGAUGAUUGAUGUCAAAGUAUUUA